AUGGAGAAGGAGGAGGAGAUGGAUCUGAAUCUGCGUAAAAUCUGUUCCAUGUCCAGAUCCCAAGGGAAACCAGGGAAACAACCACCCCCAGACCGCCAACACACAGCAGGGCUCGAUUCUCCUCCCUUAAACAAAAUUGAAAAAUUGAAAACUGUUUUAAUACAUGUAAUAUCCUCAAUACAACCUGGAUAUGCAAGUUUGAAAACCGGGUUCUGUGAUCAAAACAGAGACGGAGAGACUUUGAUCAAACACCCUCCUGGUGGAUACUUGUUGAUCUCUCCCGCCACCCCUCGCGCAGUCGCACCAACCUCCUGUCUACAUCACAGCCUCAGUCUACCAACGGGAACAUGUGAGAUAAGUCUACACUCUCAGUGUCUACACGUAGUCUACACAAUCUACAUGACGUCAUCACAUAUAUGCAUCUCUCUCGCACUCAUGCUACGUCUGGCUCUAGCCUAUCAAGGAGGACGACUGCCUCCGGAACUGAGAGCCACUCAAACUACCUCACCAUGCAGACUUGCUGGGGAGAAGGAGGUACCUCAUGGCCAUCAGAUCGAGAGGGACGACCCGUGUGAGUUCUGCAUCUGUAUUGACAGCAAAGUAUUCUGCUGGUGGGGCCAACAACACUGCACCAACAACGAGUCAUCCGAUAACUCUACAGACUCAACCUCCCCCAGCUGGAGUGAUUCCUCGGACAACUCCUCUUCUCUCAACACUACAGACUCCACGGAGCCCUCCACCACGCCGACCUUGUGCACAGUCAUGGGCAGGCAGUACUCUGUGGGUGCUGUACUGCCCAGGGAUACAGGCACCUGUCUGGAGUGUGUCUGUGGAAAAGCUGGCAGAGUUACAUGUAGCCCCAAGGACUGUAUACGUCCAAGUGACGACUUCCACAACUCGGACCCAAGUAACUCCUUGGAUAUGUUCGACGUCGAUGUAUUCUGAGCUACCUAGAGUUUUCCUUCCCUUAUAAUCCUAGGGCGGUAAUAGCUGUGAUGGUUUCCACGUCCCACUUCACAAUCCAAAUAAAAAGAAUGAUGGUCGGAGAGCCAUAUGAAUCACCAAAUAGCCUGUAUGUACUGCUUAGUUAGGUUGAUUUUGUUAUUUUCUUUAUUUUGCUUUUGGAAAAACAAGGAUUUUUUUUUAGAACAUGCCAUUUAUUUUUUAAUUCCACACUAGAGUCAAUUGAGUUUCAUCUGUUUGCGGCAUUAUGUAUCAAGUAUUGAGAUUGAUAAAAUGUGCGUUCAUGGGAGGCGAAUCGUGUUAUUAAAUAUUUACGCGUUAAUUGUUUGUUAUUAAAUACAAGUAUUCUGGUUGGUACACGAUAAGGUUAUAACAAUUGUUUUAGAAAUAUUUUACCCAUUUGUGCAAUAUUUUAACAACUAAUUAGUUAAAUACGUAUAAUUGUGAAGUGGGAUAUCGACAUAUAUAUUUCUAUUUAUUGUAGGCUAUUUAUUUAAGUUUGAGUCUUAAAUAAAAAAGGCUAUCUUUUAAUAACUUUUAUUAUUUUACAUUUUAAAUGCACACUAUUUUUGUUUAUAUUUACACCCAUAAAUAUGCGAUAAAAUUAUGUUUACAUAAGAAAAGACAUUGUAAUGGACUUCAACAAAUAUUCCGAGAAUCACUCGACAUUUGCUUUUCAAAUAAAUCAAACGACCACAAGCAAUACAAUUAUUAGUACUGUACAUCAAUAAUUUUGUUUAAAAAUAUUUUUUAAACUGUAUUGUCUUUCGUGUGUGUAUAUAGUGACUGUGUCAACUUAAACAUCGUUCAAUGAUACUUUAUGUUAAUAGGCUACUUUAAUCUCUCUAGAAACACUGUAUGUAUGCAUAUCACAUUAAAAAAUCUUAAGUGUAUCAAAGUGUUCUUAGACGUAUUCAAUUAUACCUUCUGAUCAUUUAAAUUUUCCAACAGUGUUUCCAUAGCCUACAGUUAUAAAAAUAUUUUCUGCAGUUUAUAAAAUGACAUAUCAGUACAAAAUUUACUUUACUUCACUGAAGCCUUUGUUGGAUAUGUCAGUAAACAGACAAUAAUAGGUAGUCUACUUAGAAAACCAGUCGGGCAUUAUUUGCUUCUAGAGUUUCUAAAACUUAUUUAAAAUAUGCACCAAUAUUACAGAAAAAGAUAUUCGUAAUAUUAUUUAUCUUCUUUCAAUGCAAUCUGAUAUAAAACAAAAAAUGCAUUAGUACUUUUAUGAGACAAUCUUCAAAAGCCAACGGCCUAUUCUAACAACCCAAACUUGUCUACUAGACUUCCCUAAUCGCCUUUCAAAAACUCUUUCAAAUAAAAAUGUUGUUUUAACUAAUAAAAAAAUGUUUGGUUGUUCUAGUUUUUUUUUUUUUUU
Messenger RNA from Macrosteles quadrilineatus (aster leafhopper), 2344 nucleotides. RefSeq lists its product as uncharacterized. The transcript is spliced from 6 exons. NCBI's taxonomy places the organism in Eukaryota, Metazoa, Arthropoda, Insecta, Hemiptera, Cicadellidae. The record is from RefSeq and is a predicted model, not a curated record. The coding region runs from base 1 to 945 and encodes 314 amino acids.